AGAGGAAAAACUCAGCAACAUUCUGAUACAGGAUAUCUUGAUUGUUUCGGAUGUAAAAUACUAUAGAAUAUCCCACUGAUGACAAAAUGAAAACACACUCUAUUUAGAAAUGAAGAACGUUCGCGCCAGCCAAGCCGGAAGUGACGUUCAAUCUCGCGCAAGAAGUCCGGCGCGCCAAAUUUCAAAGCACUUCCUGCGAAGAAAUCGCCCCCGAAAAAAGUGAAAGGACGCGACUAGAUGCAUAAUGUUCACGUUUGCAGUAAUCCGGGGACAUAUUUCUGGAUGAAGAUCUGAAUGACACAGCAGGCUCAUUAUUAUCUACCUUGAUUAUGCAGAUAAAAACGUUUAUGCAAUGUUGUAAAACUUCGUAAAUAAAUAAAUUUUAUAUUUAACAGGAAAAUAAACUCUACAAUGUCGUAAGGGUCGUGAUUUUGAAUGACCUUCACGUUCCUGGCAUACUUUAAUACAUAAUACAUCUGCUACGCAGAUUAACGCUUGUGCACAAUGUUGCACGACUCCCAAAUUUGACAUUUAAGGAGAACAGAAAGUCUACGAUGUCGUAAGGGCCGUAAUUCUGUACGCAGUUCUGUGUGUGCUGUCCAAAACUGUGCAGACAUGUUCCCUGGAAUCCAACCCUGCUUCCAGUUGUUAAGAAUAGGCUCGUCAAGUCAUGCAAACAGCCACCAGUCCGGUGCCGUUUUGGACUCAUCCCAUGAUUUGUACACAUUCCGGCCAGCACUCGCGCACUCUGUGUUCAGGUUGGGAAGGCUGGCAGAUUUGUGCGACGUAACCCUGGAGUCAACAAGUGUUUCGCGUGUACAUGCUGAGCUGCAUGCUGAAAAACAGAGCGACGCUGCAGGAGAGGACGGAUGGAAGGUCCAAGUGAGGGACCGAAGCAGCUAUGGUACAUGGGUAAAUGAUGUCCGGAUUGAGUCAGGUGUCCUGUUGGAGAUAUUUGAUGGCGACACACUAACCUUUGGUGGCCAAACAGUGCAAGGAAGGCCAGAAUUCUACUUCCUAUUUCAGAAGGUCAGGGUGAGUCCACAGGAGUUUGACGCCAUAACUGUCCCGAAGGCGAACUCCUUCUCGUCCAAUAUCAAUAACCGGAUCAGAACGAGCCUGGAUUGCAAACAAGAGCCCGGCCUUGACAUUUCUAAGUUGUCCAUCAACAAAGCCACAGUCAUUCUCAACUCCAUCGGUAGCCUUAGUAAGAUCAACGGGAGCUGCUGGACCUUCAAGAAGAGUGACAAAACUGCUGGCUUGAAUCUAAACUCUGCUGACACCCCUUCAUUUCAAAGUCUGGUCCCUCCUUCAACUCCUCCUUCUCUUUCGGACAGUCGAGAGACCGCAAAGUCCAUCCCGCCAUCAUCGAAAAGUCGCCGCAAAUCAGCACACACAGUGCUUUUGGAAGACGACAGUGUGGAAGACCAAGAUGUCUGCAGAACCGGGGUGGAGGAAGCAUGGAAAGCCAAAGCUGGCAAGAGAAGACGCCUGUACAAGUCAGAGUCAGAUAUAUUCCAGUCUCCACUGUCCAAUAUGGAGUCAAGUAUAAGGCCGCAACUUGAUACCAGGCCGGUCAUGUCCAAGCAAAACACUGUGGUUUUUAAUCAGCUGAACAACGGGAAACAUGGUCAUCCAUCAUUUACCCUGAUCCUGAAACGUGACAAUGAGAAUACAGCCCACAGCAAAAGUGUCAGUCUGAUGGGAUGCCGUCAGCAGAAGCGCUGCUCUUCAGCACCUCGUGGCAGGAGAAGAGCAAACAGCACUCCAUUAUGUUCUUCACUGCUCGUAGGAGGUGAAAACUAUCAGCUGGCCUCUCCACCAUCACGGCCGAGCAAAGUGCUGAGGGGACACGCUGCCCGCUUUCACGCCAGCACUAGUAGACGACGCGGUAGACCCAGGAAACAUCCACCACCCCAGCUUUCCCUUCCAUCUCCUGCGUCCUCGUCGUCGUCAUCUAGCUCAUCAUCCUCAUCGUCUUCCACAUCGUCUUCCUCAGAGGAUGAAGAUGACGAUGAAGAAGAAAUGAGGGCGGCGCAGUGUGUCGAGCCAUGUGCUUCGGUUUGUUGUCGUCUGCCACAGCAGGAGACCGUGCAGUGGGUGCAGUGUGAUGACUGUGAUGCCUGGUAUCACUUGGACUGCCUUCCAAACGACCGUAACCGGGCCACGUUCCUGCUUGAUCCUAGCGCUGAAUUCCACUGCGGCUGCUGCUGAGUGGCUCCACGAAUGGUAAUUAAAAAAUGGCUAGUCGUACAGAAGCAGUUCUCCUUCAAGAUGCAUAUUGAAGCAAUAAAACCUUUGCUGUUU
Silurus meridionalis is the source of this 2307-nucleotide messenger RNA. RefSeq names its product transcription factor 19 (SC1), like (gene tcf19l). The record is from RefSeq and is a predicted model, not a curated record. NCBI's taxonomy places the organism in Eukaryota, Metazoa, Chordata, Actinopteri, Siluriformes, Siluridae. Gene Ontology annotation, cellular component: nucleus. The transcript has 4 exons. Gene Ontology annotation, molecular function: protein binding. Gene Ontology annotation, biological process: regulation of gene expression. The coding region runs from base 616 to 2214 and encodes 532 amino acids.